GAUUUUUUACGGUCCUCCCAGGUUUUUAUAUGCUGUGGAGGGUGGUUGCCGUAGCAGCGUCACUGUGGGCUCGCAGCCAUGAGGUUAAUCAUCCUCUUCUCUCUUGGCCUCGUCGUGGUACUAGCUGCACCGCAGGUCGAAGAUCGAGACAAUGAUGGCGGCGAACGCGACCGAGACGAUGAUGAUGAUGAUGAUGACGACAAGGAUGACGAUUUGAGACUUGAACGGGAAAACAGACGCGAAAGCGAUAGGAGUGAUGACGUCAGACUAAAUAACGAACAAGACGAAAGCAGACGAAAUAAUAACUGGCAAGAUAACAGCAGACGUGAUAACGAUUGGGGAGAAGAAAGCAGACGAGAUAACGACUCACGAGACAAAUAUAGACGAGACAGUGACUCACUAGACGUAUAUAGACAAGAUAAUGACAGACUAGAAGUAAAUAGACGAGAUAAUGACAAACUAGAAGAAAAUGAACAAGAUAACGACUGGCAAGAAGAAAGCAGACGAUGUGGUUGCAAUAAGUGUUGUAAAAAAGAUAAAUGUGGUCGUGGUUGCGGUAAGGGUAAAAACAGGCGUAAUGACGAUAGUCCUGACGACGAGGUAGGUGACGAAAGGCUUGAAGAAAACACACAGGAUGACUACAGACGAUGUGGUUGUAAAAAAAAACAUGAAUGUGGUUGUAAAAAAAAUAAAUGCGGUUGCGGUAGGGGUAAAAGCAGGCGUGAUGACAGUCCUGAUGACUGUCGCUGCGGUAGAGGUAGUAGCAGACGUGAUGACGAUAGUCCUGAUGACAGCAGACAAGACGGAGAUAAAAAUAUUCAAGAAAGCGAGAAAUUGAAUGUAGACGGUCGAAGAAAUUAUGACUGGCAAGAUAACGAUAGGCGAGAUGACUACAGACCUGAUGACGACAGACGUGAAAGAAGAAGCAACAACGAGGCUGAAAAUUCUGAAGCAUGGAACGCAGACUGGCAGAUUUGAUACUAGCUGGUUACAUUUUUCUUCUUUUACUCCAUGUCCAAAAAUACGUCAUGCAAGAUGGUCGCUUUAUUUUUUAUUUAAAAAAAUAAUGAAUUUCAAUGUAAAAGUUAUUGAAACAUUAUAACCAUUGUAUACA
Messenger RNA from Spodoptera frugiperda (fall armyworm), 1114 nucleotides. Its product is annotated as protein PIF-like. NCBI's taxonomy places the organism in Eukaryota, Metazoa, Arthropoda, Insecta, Lepidoptera, Noctuidae. The record is from RefSeq and is a predicted model, not a curated record. Bases 79 to 978 code for a protein of 299 amino acids. The transcript is spliced from 6 exons.